GUAGCAUGCCCGGAUCACGGGUGCCGCCAACGAGACCACCCAAUUCAAGCCGUCGGCACCGCAGGAAUGGACUUUGACGACAUGAGCAGCUUGCAGAUCGAGGAUCUCGGGAGAUUCCUCAGCGAACACAUGCCUGCAGAACCCGGGGCGGAGGAUUGGAAGGGAUUCUCGUUGGGGUAUGCAGACGAGGAAGGGUCGUCUCCACACGCCGGGUCGUCGACAACAACCAGCCAACCCGCCGCGACACACACGCAGUUCAAAAGCGCUUUGUUGUCGAAUAGUCUACCAAACUCGCCGUUUCCGAGUGUCCUGCCCUUGCUCACUCGUCAAGCCCUGGACUCUGCCAUGUCCGAGUUUAGCGACUUCAGUCUCGAAGAAAAAGCCAUUGAACCCCCCGCAGUCGUUCAUCAAACCAUUCAGCUGCCUUCAGAAACGCCAUCACCGCAGCUCACUCAAACCCGGACUCAAUCUCAGCAGCACAAUCCGACGGUGCAACUCCCCACGUUGGCAGCAACCACAUCGUCCACCACACCUUCUAGCAUGAAGAGGCCGUUUGGAGUCAUGCAGUCGUGCGACAGCUCUAGUUGUAGCACCAUUGGGGGGGGGCACGAUGGCGGUGCAUUCGACGACGAAGACGACCGCGGCUUUCGCAAAAAGUCGCGCGAGAAAAUGCGGCGACACGAAGUCAACGUGAAGUUUGAUGAGCUCACGAUCCUCCUGGGCAUGAACGACAAAGUCCGGAAAAGUGCCGUCCUGCAAGAAGCCAUCACAACGAUUAAGCUGCUUACACGAGAGCGCGAUGAACUGCGCGUCGAUCGCGACCGCAUGAAGCAAGAAGUGAGCAAGCUCGCGUCGUGUCUGCAGUUCUCCCACAUGGGGUCCAUGGUCGCAGCCAACGCCAUGGCCAUGACACAAAUGCCAUCCCCAGCCGGGCCGACGGGGCAUUUCCCCAUGGCCCCUCCUGGCUACGGCAUGUCGUUCCACCCGUACAUGGCGCCGACUGGUGCUGCCCCACAACACAUAAUCCCUCCAGCGUCGCUGUGUCCACCCAUCGCUCCCAAGAUCGAAGCCAAGCCCAAAUCUGGAUAACAUUCCCGAGUACAGCCACGCUGACCAAACCCGCCACUUCGAUCGAGGUGG
Messenger RNA from Aphanomyces invadans, 1140 nucleotides. RefSeq lists its product as hypothetical. Gene Ontology annotation, molecular function: protein dimerization activity. Bases 67 to 1089 code for a protein of 340 amino acids. The record is from RefSeq and is a predicted model, not a curated record. Lineage: Eukaryota; Oomycota; Saprolegniomycetes; Saprolegniales; Verrucalvaceae. The transcript has 4 exons.